CAUUGGUAAAGUAGCCAGCUAGGCUCAGCCUGGUCCAUGUGUGGCCACAAUCUAUUGUUUAUAUAGCUGCAUACAAGUCAUACGGUGGUGGUUAUGCACAGAGAUUUCGGAUUUCAUCACUGGAACGUAGGCUUCAAAAUAAUGUGAUCAGUAACUACUUACAACUGGACAACCAUUGACAACUAAAUAAUUCCAUUAGCAAACAAUUCGAGCAAAUAAAAAAGAGAAGUUUAUCAUGAAAUUGUGUUUCUUUUUGGGGGUUGUUUUCUCAGUUAGUACAUUCCAGUAAGCAACUGUAGUUGUUUAAUGUGUCCCGUGGAUGUACUUGCCGAGGGAGUGCUAAUUAGAUUCCGAUUCGACGUGAACAGUCGUUCUACUGAUUUGAACAAUUAAGAAAGGUAAUUGUGUUUUGUAAUUGACCAAUGUAAACUGGCUAAUUGGUUUCGUGUGUGUACACAGCAGCUCUGCUAUUUUUAGGCAAUUUUGAGAUUUUAAAAGGAGGAAACAUUAUAACUUUAUAGAACGGUAAAUCCAUCUGUAAUACCUAAAAUAAAUAUUAAAAAUAGUUAGUUAUAAUAUAUUUAACUCCUUUACAGUGUUUUCUCCUACACUAGUGUAUCAUUAAAAUUAUGUGCGCAGAGUGUUUAGACAAUUGAAAUGAUAUGAAAAGGUCUCUCAAUCUAAAGUCAUCGGAUUAAAAUAUAUUUAUAUGAAAGAAAAGAACAUUUUACCCCCCACUUCCCAUGGAAAAAAAAAUAAUUUUGAUGUUCGCUAUUGAAAAAAACAUAUUGAAAUAACAUAUCAAAAUUUAAUCUUAUUACAUUAAGAUGAUUUUUCUAGAUGCAUAGCAAAAUAUUCAUAAUGCGAUUUUUUUAGUUGCAAUAACAUUAUAACAGUAAAGAAACACAUGUGAAACUAGAUAAGUUUGCUAGUUUAAAGCUAGUUCAAAAUUAAAAAUGAAAUUUAAAGACACUUAUUUUAAAUUCGAGCUAGCACGCAAAGACUCAGUCAUGUAUUAGCUAUACAUUGAUUACCUUAAACACAUUAUAUAAACUGUUUCCAUGCAUGUAUUUCUUCGUUGAAGAUCUGACUUGCAAACAAUAGGCCGGCCUGUCCACUACACAAUCGAUGGCAAAGUUCUUUUUAUGUGUGCUGUACCUUUGGCUGGGUCAGUGUGCAUGUCAACAAUCUCGGAUAACCCUGCACAUGGACUCCACCGUACCUGACCCAGAAGGUGGCGCAAAGGAUCUUGUGUUGAGCGCAGUCGUGCUCAGGACGUAAGUCGAAUACUUUGUUUUGAUGUGCAGCGUCUCGUUGUAAGACGGUUGUUUCCAAAAGGUGUAUUACGCCACCCUGAAAAGGGGGGGGGGGGGGGGGGGGUGGGGCAGUGGCUUCAUUAUAGUGGUGCACCGAAUAACUUUUAUAACAUCUUUCCAACUUAGUAUGUUCAAUUUCCGUUUGAUUUUAUAAGGCUUGACAAUUAUCGGAUUUGAUGCAAAGAAGUAACUUACUUAGUGGAGAAAAAGAAAAAAAAAUCUGUUCGCUAUUUAAGAGUGUGAUUCUUAGAACUUACUUAUGGCGACAUGGGAAAAUCUGCAGUUAGCAAGGGCAAAGGGGAAACGGAAAACUGUGGGAACUUUAGCAUACAACGUUGGUUCUGUUAUAAAAAAAAUGAUACUUCCUUAUCAACGUAAACAGAUUCACAGGCUCUGAAAUUCGUUAAUUCCUUGCAUUUGCCAAUGACCAACAUACGUUGGUUACGAGUUCCAGAGCAAUGUGAUAUAGAAAUAAAAAAAUCUGUUGCCAUCAAUUCAAUGUCGUUAAGACAUCCAUGACGAAAAUAUAACUGUGUUUGUCCAUGCGGUCAGUGCGUUUACUAUCUACUGGAUUGUAUGAGUUGCAUACAUGUCCUAUAAAUAUAGCGCGUAUGUCUUGUUUAUUUCAUGCCUCUUUAUAUUUUUAAAAUUAUUUGUUAAACUAUCAAUAUAAUUAUUAAAAAAAAAUAAAUCUUUCAAGCUAUAAGCGGUUCUCAACCUGAGGGUCGCGAACCCUUUGGGGAAUCGAACGACCUUUCACAGGGGUUGCCUAACACCAUCGUAAAACACAUAUACUCUACAGUUAGGAGGUAUCAACGAAAAUAAUUUUAGUGAUUGCCAAUAGCCACAAGACAAGGAACUAUAUGAAAGGGUCGCUGCAUUUGGAAGGUUUGAGAACCACUGUUGUAGACACAACUUUAAAAAAAACAACCAAAAACCCUAGAACACAGAAUUAAGAAGAUGCGAGUAUAAGUCCAAAUAAUGAGAUAUCUGUGGGGCAAGGCAUUGUGUUACCAAGGGCGAACUUUGAAUUCACCCCACCCCUAACCUCACCCCUAUAAACAGUACAUUUCAUAUUUUUUGGUGCUUAACGCCACAGUGUAACUUGGGGAAUGGCGAGCAUUUACUUCUUGUUAUAAAAUAUCUGUCAACAAGAACCAUGCAUACAUAGUUGUAUAUGAUUACACUAAAAUUCUAAAAUUUUCAAAACAAGCUCGAGAUAAUAUUUAUUGUGUAAUUAGGUCUGUCAAUUUAGACCUGAUAUUUUAUUAUAUGGUCUUCUGUUCUUUAAGAAAAUCACAAACGGACAGACUGACGCCCGGCCUGAUCCUAAAUUAGCUGAUAUCGCCUUUGACAUCUCCUAUAGUCUGAAGACCAGAGUGUCUCUGAUUUUAGAAACUAAAAUAUUGUAUUCUAUAAAGGCACAAAGUCUAUCUUUAAACAAAAAAUAUUUUAUCAAUAAAAAAAUAUAAAAAAAUAAAGACAUAGUUCUAUCCACAAUGGCGGCGUACGUUUCAACUGAUAAGACAGGUCAGAGUUCAACAAAGAUGGGUCAGAGUUCAUCACAGGCCAUAAAUGUUUCUCCCAUAUUAAAAUAUUUCAAUCCGUUUAUUUGUUUACACCGUAAUCUACGUCACACGCUUCACAUUUUAUAGUUUGAAAUUUGCGUUUUAUUAUUUCGCCAGCGAGCCUAUUUUCUGACAUUUGGACUUGAUUUAUUUAGCUUAGGGCCUCUGUCAACAAACCAACAUGUGAUAACGACGACCUGGUUACCUACCUAAAUGCUGUAAUAACUUUGGGGUCGGGGGGUUAGUGUUCUGUGGGAACGGAGGGUAUAAUUCUGUGGGGUCAAGGGGUAGUUUUCUGUCGAGGUAACCGGCGGGAAAAGUAAAUUACAGAUUUAGCAUUAUUAUUUUAAAAUAAAUUUUCCCUUUUUUUAUCUCUGAUAACGAAAUUUAAUAACCCAAUUUGACACAUACAUUUUUGUUGUGAAUCUUGAAGGAACGGAUUUAUUUGUUGUUACGAAUUGAGCUCAUUAUUUUAAAAAAGCUAGAAUUUUAAAAAACAACUUGUUUUGUAAAUUAGCAUGUUUAAAAAAAAAAAAAUAAAAAUUAAAAAAAAAAAUUUUUUUUAAAAAAAAAAAAAUAAAAAAAAAAAAAAAAAAACUAAAAAAAAAUAUAAACAUGUAGGACAAAAAAAAAAAGUAUAGACUAUACUAUUGACUUUAUGUUUGUACACUGAAGUAGAGGUUUAGAUCAUAUAAGCAAUAAAUAAGGAAGUGUUGAUAAUGAUUGAUAUUGUAAUAAAUGUUAAAUGUUUCUAGUAGGAACACACAAAAAAAGACCGAUGAUAUGAAAGUUCAGCUCAUGAAAAAAGAUAUCAGAUUUUUUUUUGGUCCCCUUUUACUCUUGUAGGGUCAACAGCAUAUUUUGUCAUGGAUCAGCCGGUGACAGCUUCGUCAUUCGAAUAGACCCGAACUCUGGCAACAUGGAAAUUAUAGACAACACCGUGGGAUUCAGCAACAGAACAAAGUUCAUCGACUCCUGUAUGCCCGCGAGCAACCCAGUCCAAUGCACCACAACGCACGUCUGCACCACGGGCAGCAACUGCGUGGUGAACCUCGCCGUCGACUGCGCUCAGACACAAGGACCCAAGAAGUGGGAGAAAAUACCUCAGAUAGAAGUCUCACUUGUAGACCGUCACGGUGAACUGGCCAUGGAGAACUGUUUCGUCAUGUGUCUGGACAGUGGGUUCGCUGAGGAGGGUCUGGACCUGGGUCACCAAGGGCUGUCCUAUCUGGCUAUUGGCUUCAUCGUCGCGGGCACAGUUCUCGCGGGGUCGUUGCUGGUCAUCGGCUUCGUGGUCUGGAAAAUAAAAGACAUGCGGAGAUUUGAGCGCCCUCAGCGUAACAGCCAACACCAUAUCCAUUAUGUCAAGUAAUAUUGGAAUGUUUAUUUUCUUGAAAAAUAAAACCUGGAUGUUAAUAAAAAAAAAUGUUACAUGUGACAUGUUAAAAUUGUAUGUUAUGCAAUGAGAUGAGGUGAAAUUUGUGUGUAAAUUAUAUAGCAAAUUAUUGUAUACAUGUUUCUACACUAAAAAAAAAAUAUAUAUAUAUUUCAAAUAUCACCAACAUAGAAAGAAGACAAAACUGAAAUAAAUAUUGCGUCAUCAAUAUAUAAAAACUUAAAAUAUAGAACACGAGCUGACAUUCAAUACAAUUUGAGCCAAAUGUUUAAUUAAUAUAAAUCUUAACUAUUCCCCUGAAAGGAAAUACGCGUUGUGAUCAACUGAUUGAACUGUUAAUGCAUAUUGAACAACUGCAUUGAUUCUCAAAGAAACAACUUUCACAUAUGAAUUUGAAUAUUGAUCUUGUACUUUGCUUUUUAAAUAAUAAAAAUCAUUAAUACAUUUUUUUUCAGAAUUUCUAUUUCAAAAUCUUUUCAUUGAAUAACAUCUUUGAAUGAACGUACUCACAAGGGUUUAAUGUUUACUUUGAUUGGUCAUUAUUCAAAGUUUAAAGAUCUCACCACCACUUAGUUAUUACAUCUAUUCACAAACAUAUAUUGAUACGAUUUCAGGCCCAUUUGACAAUUUAAUGUAAAAUCAAUUUGUUUGCAGUUUUUACAUCAACGAAGUCAUAUUAUUUAAAACACGCAACUUAACCCAUCUUUGUACUUGCUUGUCUGUGUUGACAUUAUUUGCUCUACACAUUAGCUGUUCUCGGUAACAUUCUGCUUGCCAAAAGAAACAUUUUUACAAACAAACAAUUAAUUGAUUAAAAUUCGUUACAUCCUUUGUUAUCAAAAUUAUGUUUAAAAAAACAAACCACCUGCAGCCUUUUUCUGUCGUUUUUUUUAAACAUUAUGUAACAUUUGUAAUUUUAAAAGCAAGAAUGUCCUAUUUUAGUUUACACUAAUUUGAAUAUAACAGCGGGAAAUCAAUUCAAUACACAUUUAGUUAGUGGCAACGAUGCUAAUAGCGUUUUAAGAUGUUCAAAGAUUGUAGUGUAGUGUGCUCCUUUGGGUGUGUAGUGUGCUCCUUUGGGUGUGUAGUGUGCUCCUUUGGGUGUGUAGUGUGCUCCUUUGGGUGUGUAGUGUGCUGCUUUGGGUGUGUAGUGUGCUCCUUUGGGUGUGUAGUGUGCUCCUUUGGG
Lymnaea stagnalis (great pond snail) is the source of this 5466-nucleotide messenger RNA. The record is from the annotation of a GenBank genome assembly. NCBI's taxonomy places the organism in Eukaryota, Metazoa, Mollusca, Gastropoda, Lymnaeidae.